This is a messenger RNA of Magnolia sinica, 2538 nucleotides long. Its product is annotated as protein SIEVE ELEMENT OCCLUSION B-like. The record is from RefSeq and is a predicted model, not a curated record. NCBI's taxonomy places the organism in Eukaryota, Viridiplantae, Streptophyta, Magnoliopsida, Magnoliales, Magnoliaceae. The coding region runs from base 1 to 2319 and encodes 772 amino acids. Gene Ontology annotation, biological process: phloem development. The transcript has 8 exons.
AUGGAGGAUUCGCCGAUGGAAGAUGAACCAGGGAAAAGAGGAACAGAGGGAAAAGAGGCGCCCGAUGGAUUUGGGAAUCCUCUUUCAAAUAAGAUAAUAUUUUCAAAUCCGUAUGGCUUUUACUUUGCCUAUAUAUGCACCUCGGCAUGCAACGGUUUUACCACCCCAAACCUUCCCUUGCUUUCUUGGGUUUCCGUUUCGUUUCCUUCUCCUAAUUCCUUGCAGACCAUGGCGUCACAGAAGCUGCAGCUCAUCAAGGGCGAGCGCCACUUAUUUUCGUCUUCGGACGACAAUGCGGUCACGAAGCAGAUCCAAGCCACGCAUGCACCUGACGGCCGCGACGUAGACGUCAGAGCCAUCAUGCAUGUUGUUGAGGACAUCUUGAAGCGUGCCACCCCUACUAUUGUAGUUGCCCAACCAGCACAUGUUGAGCUCGUGGAAGAGAAAACCAACCAUUCUUCCCUCAUUGGCAUGCUUGAAGCACUUGCGUACACAAUUCAUAGGAUUGCAUGUGAGAUAACAUGCAAGUGCUCUGGUGGUGGAGACGCACACGCGACGACAUUGACAUUGCUUAACUCACUCUCAAGCUAUUCAUGGGAUGCAAAGGUGGUUUUGACCUUAGCUGCCUUCGCCGUCAGCUAUGGGGAGUUCUGGCUCACUGCACAGCUGUAUAGCGUCAAUCCUCUCGCGAAAUCUGUGGCCCUCCUCAAGCAGUUGCCUGACAUACUAGAGAACACUGAUGCUCUGAAGCCUCGUUUUGACGCAAUCCACGCCCUCAUCAAUGCAAUGCUAGAUGUGACCAAGUGUAUAAUCGAAUUGAAGGAGCUCCCAACAGAAUAUAUUUCAUCAGACACUCCUGCAAUGACCAUAGCCAUGGCCCAUAUCCCCACUGCAGUUUAUUGGGCCAUCCGAAGCAUUGUGGCUUGCGCCUCACAGAUCAUUGGCCUCAUAGGCUUGGGUCACGAGCACAUCAGCUCCACGACAGAGGCUUGGGAACUUUCGAGCUUGGCUCACAAGGUCGGCAACAUACAUGGGCACCUGAGGAAGCAAUUGGAACUGUGCCAUCAACACAUAGAUGAGAAGAGGCACAUCGAAGCUUAUCAGAAUCUCAUACGCCUCUUCGAAAUGAUCCACAUUGACAACAUGAAAAUUCUCAGAGCCUUGCUUCACUCCAAGGAUGAUAUGCCUCUUGUUGACGGUGCCACCAAGAAAAGGGUUAGCGUGGAAGUACUGAGAAGGAAGAUAGUGAUACUAUUCAUUUCGGAUCUCGACGUCAGCCACGAUGAGCUUAUGAUUCUGACUCAAAUCUACAAUGACACCCAUCACGGGAAGUUGGAGAGGCAAUAUGAAAUCGUCUGGCUACCAGUCAUUGACAAGUCGAUUGAGUGGACUGAUGUGAAGAAUGACCUGUUCAUUCAUUUGGCAUCAUCAAUGCCAUGGUACUCAGUGCAUCACCCAUCUGUGCUAGAGCCUGCAGUUAUCAGGUUCAUCAAGGACGUGUGGCAUUUUGAGAAGAAGCCAAUGUUGGUAGUUUUGGAUGCCCAAGGGAGGGUGGUGUGCCCCAAUGCACUUCACAUGAUGUGGAUAUGGGGAAGCCUGGCCUUCCCUUUCACUUCUUUGAGGGAGGAAACCCUUUGGAAGGAUGAGAUUUGGAGGCUCGAGCUCCUAGCAGAUGAGAUCGAUCCUGUGAUACUUCAAUGGGUGAGGGAAGGAAGGUACAUUUGCCUGUAUGGAGGAGAAGACAUCGAGUGGAUUAGGCGAUUCACAGCUGCAGUGAAAAACGUGAUCCAUGUAACUCAAAUCCCCAUAGAGAUGGUUUAUGUGGGAAAGAGUAACCCUAAGGAACGAGUGCGGAAAAUUAUCGCAACCAUCGACAAUGAGAAGUUGAGUAGCACUUGGCGUGACCUAACGUUGAUAUGGUUCUUCUGGAGCCGCCUAGAGAGCAUGUGGCAUUCCAAGAUGCUACAUGGCCGGACAAUUGAGAACGACAAUAUAAUGCAAGAGGUCAUGAUGAUGCUUACGUAUGAUGGUAGUGAUCACGGCUGGGCAGUGAUAAGCAAAGGAUCGACGGAAAUUGUGAAGUCUCAUGGGAAGACUAUCCUCGACUGCUUGACCCAGAUCGAUACAUGGAAGGCAAACAUUGAACUGGAAGGAUUCAUUCCAGCGCUCACAAAUGCACUUAUUCCAUACCAUACUCCUGAGCAUUGCGUGCGCCUUAUCCUCCCUGGGACAACUGGGAAAAUUCCAGAGAAAGUGGUCUGUGCUGAGUGCAAACGCCCCAUGGAGAAAUACAUUCUCUACCGUUGCUGUACCGAUUAAAGCAAUGGCAUGCUACAACCGAUUAUGGUUAGUAUAGAAGUGUGUCCUUAGUAAAACUGUGUGAUGAAUAUUUGAUCUUUCAAUAAGUCAUUUGGGACUGGUUCCAUGGCUUGAGAACUAGUCUUCAUGACCGUUAAGAAUCAAUAUAAGAUAGUGUAUGGUAUCCGUUUAUUAUGACUAUGUAAGUUACUGGAAUGAAAUAAGAUGAGUUAUUAAGUA